AUGACAACCUCCAACGGCAACAACAAUACCAGCAAUAAUGAUGAGGACAAGAAGAGACUGCGACAAGACUACGAAACACACAUCUUGUGGGAAUUCCGAAAUGCCUUUCAAAGUGUCCAUGAGUGGUUGUUGUACCAUGAGAACAGCCACUUGUUGAGGGACGACGAGCACGACUUUUUGGAGAGCCUGUACAGUGAUCCCACCUUGUACUGCGUGGCGGCUGGCCUUGGGACCUUGGCCAUGCUACGAAUGGGACGUGGAUCCUACCGUCGGCGCCGUGAACGACGAUUACUGCAACAACAGCAGCAACACCCAUUUGGCAAUCUUCCUUCUCCCGAAGCCGUUGCCAAUGCUGGUACUAACAACAACCAACGCAGUACUAGUCGACUGAGGACUGUUGCCACGUUUGCCUUGGAUUUCACAUGCUGUUUCAUGGCGGGAGCCGUUACUGGAACAUACAUGGUGGAUAUUAACGAAGCGCAAGGAGGUCUGGAGCAAAUUCCACUUUCGGCGGGUCAUUCGGGCAUUGCCGAUCAAUUUUGUCCCGUGCUCAUGGAGGAAUACAAGGAACAGUGGAAAAUGGCUCACCGACAGCACCAAACCAGCAACACCAGUCAUACAGCCACCGUCAUGAAUUUGGGAGUGCUGGGCAGUCUCCAGGUGGAAGCACACGAUGAGCACAUUCCGGCAGAGGAGCACAAAGACAUUCUACUUCAUCCAAGAGAUCCCAAUCUACGCGCCCAAAUUCUCUUUGUCCAAAACUGCCGUAAACGACAAGCCAUGGAACAACGAUUGCGAAAAGAACGGGGAUUGGUACUAGAUCCUUACCAACCUAUUUCCAUUCCUCCGCCAGGAGUUGUCAGUAGUGACGAUGACGAAGAUGACAUGACAAAAUGGCUCGAGGAAGACGGUGACGAUGACAACAAUAGCCAAGAGGACUUUUGGCCUCGGGAACAAGUCGCUUCAUGGGUCUCUGACCAGGAAGAUGACAAUGACGACAAUCCACAAAAGUAA
Molecule: messenger RNA, 1014 nt
Organism: Seminavis robusta
Lineage: Eukaryota; Bacillariophyta; Bacillariophyceae; Naviculales; Naviculaceae
Source: the annotation of a GenBank genome assembly